Messenger RNA from Zasmidium cellare ATCC 36951, 1218 nucleotides. RefSeq lists its product as uncharacterized. Gene Ontology annotation, molecular function: protein binding. The transcript has 3 exons. NCBI's taxonomy places the organism in Eukaryota, Fungi, Ascomycota, Dothideomycetes, Mycosphaerellales, Mycosphaerellaceae. The record is from RefSeq and is a predicted model, not a curated record. The coding region runs from base 1 to 1218 and encodes 405 amino acids.
AUGUCGACAUCGCCGGAGCCAAGGCCAUCGCGAGCAGAUCUCACAUAUCCUUACCCGAAUCUGAAGGACAAUAGCCUCGACGAAAAUCAUUUGGACCAAACAUGUCCGCUCGACAUUGGCAGACAUCAGCUGGAGCCGGUGCACGACUUAGGCGACCUUGACAGACUGCCCUGCGAGCUCAUAGACCAGAUUCUAGCCCAGAUCUACCUGCGCUGUCUCUUCGAUUUCCGCCGCGUUAACCAGCGUGCAAUGCAAGCCGUGGAUGGUAUACCAGAAUUCAAGCAGAUCGUCAAGCACCAUCUGGUCGUCAUCCGAGCAGUACUCGCCAUCGAAGUGGCUUCUCGCAUCUCCUGCAUACAGCUCCUUCAAACACUGAAAACCCCCAACUGUACGCACUGCGGCGACUUCGCUGGAUACAUCUACGCAUUAGACUGUCGCCGCGUCUGCUUUUUAUGUUUCACCAAAAGAACUGAUCUUCUUCCGCUCACGGCGCGCCAAGUCUUUCGGAAGUUCGGCCUCGACUCCUCUCUUCUCUUGGAUCUGCCUCGUCUCAGGAGUGUCCCCGGGUGCUACUCGCCAAAUGAAAAGAAUUGUCGCAAGCGUGUGGUCCUGUAUGACCCCGACUCAGCCCACCGAGCAGGAGUCGCAUUGCAUGGCUCACAGGCAGCGAUGAUGGAGUUUGCAGCAAGUACCCUCUCGAGUCACAUGGACGAGUAUGAGAAUCGAAAGCACAAGUACUUCGAAAAAGGCUUUGGCCGAAAGCCGCGAAGACCAGCCGGUGCUGGGGAAGAGCAUGAUGGUUUGUCAGGGAAUGCCCGCCGCUUCAUGGGCAUUAGGAGGCUUACGGGUGUUACAUCUGCCUUCAAGGACAUAAUCGCGGUCAAUCCAUGCACGGCAUUGAACGAGGCCAUGGCCAAAGGGCGAGAUCCAGCUGCUCCAAGCAAGCGUCGACGCAGACGACGAUGGCUACUUUCGACCCCUAUUCCACGGCCAGCACAUCAAUUAGUGAAGAAGCUCCGCACGAAUGUAUACGAAGCGAAAGUACCAUCGCUGGCUGAAAAUGCAAUCGCCAAGUUCGCGAGGUUCAGCUGGGAGAUCGAUCACAUUGACCAAGAGUGCGCAGCUUACCAGUGGAUCGCAAGCCACGAGAUCGGACCUAACUUCCUGGGAAAUAUCGUCGAGGAGCAAAGAGUCAUCGGCUUUGUUUCGAGCGCGUAG